AAGUACAGAAAUACCCGAACGGGUUCUACACCUCUAUACCGAAAUACCCGAAAAUCCGAAAUACCCGAUCCGAACCCGAACGGGUACCCGAACGCCCACCCCUAGCAUAAACAGUGGAAUCUUGAAAUCCCGAGUAGAGACAACUUAAGCUUGGCGAUUGAACUAAAGACCCGAAGGUACUAAAACCAUAAAGAACAUGAAAACGAGAAAAGAAAGAGUAUCAAAACCCAUUAUAGAUAGUGUUUAGUUUAGAGCAUCUCCAAAAGACACUCUAUAACUUCAAGUAUGAAGUUUUUUGUUCUCCAAAAAAAAACUUCAAAACUUCAAAUUUUGAAGAGUGAAACUCUAUAUUUGAAGUUUCACUACUCAAAACUUCAAAUUUGAAGUUUUAUAAUUUUAUUUGCAUUUUGGUCCCUACAAUCACAUAUCAUAUUUAUGAUCCAUAAAUAUUUAUCGUUUAUUAUUUUAAUCCUUAAGAAAAUUAUAUCUCAUAAAUAUUUAAAAUUUUGUUUACAGAUUUUAAAUUUUACACAUAAAUUAAAUAAAACUUUAAAAUAAGAUUUAAAAUAUUUUAAACUAAAUUUAGACAACAAUAAUAUACAAAAAAAAUUAACAAAAAGAUUUUAAAAAAUUACAUGAAGACAUAACUAUUACACAAAUUUAAAUAUUACAACAACACUAAUAAUCAGGUAAGUUUGAUCCGGAACAUUUAAAAUUUUCAAAUAUUGUCCAAAUUUUUUUGUCCACUUUUCUUAGUGGAACCUUGAAAAGAAAUUAGUCUUUUAGCAAUAUUUUAUGUUUCUCUUUUACUUUCUUGUUCCAAUUUAAUGUAUUUACAAGUAUCAAUAUCAUCUGAUUUCAACAAAUUUUAGCUCGUAAUUUACAAAGUAAAAAUGAGGAGAGCCAUUUUUACUUCGAAAUGCACUAAUAUAUCAUAUAUGCAUUACGAAAAUUAUUUUAUGGAAUAAUAUGGUAUUUUGUUUGAAGUUUAAUAUUAAUUAAGUUAUUUUUAUUAAGUUUUUUAUAUUUUAAUAGGAUAUUUAUUAAUUAAUAUUGUUGUAAUAUGUUUAUAUAUGUGCUAGUUAUUUAUAAAAGUUUUAUGAAUUCAUAUUAGUUAUGAUAAAUAUAAAGACCAUAUUAUAAAAUAUAAAUAAUUUUGAAGUUGAGUUUGAAGUUUUGCUUUUGGAGAAGAACACCUUUAAACUUCAAAUAUAGAGUUUUAGAAACUUCAAAAUAGAGUUCAUUUUUGGAGAUGCUCUUAGUGUUAUAUAAGUAAUUGCUAAUAAAUAGUUGUAACAGAUGAUACUCAUCAAUAUUGACCCAAUAAAAACUCAUCAAUAUAUAUUGAUUAUAUAUAUGUGAGGUUUUUAAGCUAAAUUCCAUGGCAUGCUUACUUACAAUUACUUCAAUUCUUUUUUUUAACGCUGAUUUAUUAUGACAUUACAUUUAUGAACAAGAUUACAUAGACAAUCGACAACCGACAAUACUACUUGUCUUAUGAAAAUCUACGUCUAACUGCAUCAUCUGAGCCGUCCUAUGAAGAUUCAUUCCUGGCCAGAUUUACUUGCACUAAUAGCUAUAUUCCAUGGCAUGCUUAGUUACAAUUACUUCAAUUCUAAUAGCUAUUAUAUUGCAAAUUUAUCAGGUUGAUUGGUAGAUUCAUUUUUAGAAUAUAACAGUACCUUUUAUCAGUGAUUCAAAGGUGUUAAUGCAUGCGAUUGGACAACCUCAGUGUACCUCUAUUUCAUGGACAACCUCAAAGGUGUUAAUGCAUGAGAUUAUUGAGACACCAAGGAGAUUUCUUCAACCAAACUUCAAAUUCAUGCCUACCUUAUAUUGUACUAUUCCAAAUUGGUUGCGUCCAAUUGUUUGGAAAGAAACAACACAUUUGUAGUUGGUUAUGACUAUUAUCAGAUGUUUGAAUUGAAAGAAAGAGAAGCUACAUACUGUAUUUGUCAAUAUAUAUGGUGGAGACAAUUUUUUUUUCUGAAAUAAUGUUACAUUUAUUCAAAAAACUUUUGUACAAUGACUGUAACACUAAUUGAGUGUGUCUGAUAAAAUUAAUUUAAAACAGAAAUCAAAGAAUAUUUACAAAAAGAAAAGUAUUUACUCCAUAUGAAAAGGUAAGUAAAAUUUACCAUUUAUUUAAAAUAUAAUAUAAUGAUUAUAUUGUAAAGGACGUUCCUCCAACGGCUACUUAAUACAUACAUAUACUUGAAAAAGUAGGUUCUAAAAAGGACAACCGACCAUGACUUUUUACAGGUUGGCUUGGCGCUCCUGGUUGGAUCUAAAAAUUUAAAUCUUAGCAUCUGCUAUAAAUCUUGAACAUUAAUGUGAUCACUUCUAAGAAACCCUUUAAACAUUCAAUCAAAAUGUUCCAAAGAAGAAGACCCAUUUUCCAUAAGGUCUCAAUAAUACUAAAAGUCUCGAUCUUUAGAAGACCAAUUAUCCCAAGACUCAAGCUGCCCAUAAAUCAGAGAAGAUCAGCCAAGAGGGUCAAGCAACUUCGGCAAUACAACUACAAGUUUCUUCAAGAGUAUCAAUUCUUACCUUCACGCACAUCCCUUAUCCGAUAUUGUAGGAAGCGAAUUCGCAUAUCUAGAUCGGGGCUUAAACAUAUUUACGAUUUAUUAAUUCUUUCACGGUGCAUCGGCCAAUGCAGUGAUGAAUGUGUUGUUGAUACAAUAACACAAAGUUGGAUAGAGAUGGAGAUAGAGCCACUGCAUUGUGCCCCUGAAGUUGCUUCUCCAUUAAGGGAGUUUUCAAAGCCUUUCGAUUGCUUUCACGAAGAUGAUUCGAUUGAUUUGAAGGCUGAGAGAUUCAUCCAAAAUUUCUACCAUGAGAUGAGGAUGCAAAAGCGGGAAUUUUACUGAUUGGGUGUUAUCGUUACUUUUUGGAUUACGAAAUCGUUUAUGUUUGUAUUAAUUUCAUUUUCCACAUCAUUUGUAUUAUUAAUUUUAUCUCCAUCAUAUUUGAUAUGGUGGAGAAUAGAUCAUUAUUUUAUUCUAUUUAGAUAUUUUUAUCUCAGUUUAAGUAUAUGAAUUAAUUUUAAAAAUUUGAAGAUCAUGAAGUGAUAACAUUAUAUGCCAACCACCUAAAUUAAUUCUUUCGAUAAAAAAAGAAUAAUUUAGGUGGUUGGCCAUAUAAUAUUAUCACUUCAUGAUCUUUAAGAACUUAAUAUUGGACUUGCCCCACACUGAGAGUUUUUUCCGUUACAAAAUUUUAGAGCAUUUCCAAACAAGCAUCCUUAAAAUAAAGGGACGAAGGUCACCCUCAAAUAUAUUUUAAAAAGAAUUUAUAAUUUACAAUUUAAGUUUCAAUCUUAUUAAUAAUUAAUUAUAGUCAUUAAACUUUUAUAAAGAAAUAAAAUAUUUAUGACAAAAUAUAAUACAAGUAGUCAAAUAUAAUCAUAAGUGGGACGAAAAAUGUUAAUAAUUUUUUAAUGAAAAUAUAAUGGUAAGUACUUUAAUAUGAUAAUAAAAUUUUCUUUAUACGAUUAUGAAACAUAUAUAAUUAUAGAAAUUAAACUGAAAAGUGAACAGCGUUCUGAGGAUAUAAAAAAUGCACCGUCAAUUUUUAGGAUAUACUAUUCACCCUUCUUCAAUUUUGAAAGGAUAAAAGCUGUCAGGAUGCAAAAACCUUUCAAAAUGAGAGGAUGAAGAGAUGUUGGAGAUAAUAUUAUAGCCUAUGGCAAUUUACCCUCAGCCAUUUUAUUGGGUCUUCCAAUGGUUGCAUGUUCGCAUAUCUAUUAGACGCUAUGACCUAUUGGAUAAUGAAGAGAAGCUCGGAGGAUUGACCAGAUGGGAAGGUAGUUUUGUUGCCUUCCGGAGUUUCAUUACACAAUCGGGGCUCUGGGAUCUGCAACACACAGGCAAUCAUCUUUCAUGGCGUGGAACCCGCUACAAUCAUUUCAUUCAAUCAAGGCUAGAUAGAGCGGUUGCAAAUUGUAGUUGGUCCGAACUGUUCCCUACCUCGUAUUGUGAGUACCUCAGUUUUGAGGGGUCUGAUCAUAGGCCAUUGUUAACUUAUUUGGAUAAUAAUCCUCGGAAGAGAAAGAACUUAUUUCGCUAUGAUAGACGUCUUACGAGUAAACCUGAAAUCAAAGAGUUGGUGCUAGAUAAUUGGAUGCAGUGCGAUCUUGACUCUGUUCUAUCUCGACUAUGUCGUGUGCGACAAGCAAUCAUCAAAUGGACGAAAGAGCAGAACCAAAACUGCAAAGUGAACAUUCAAAAGCUCCAACAAGAUCUGGACCUAGCGUUGUCUGCUCCAUUACCUGAUACUGAUCUCAUUGGGAUGCUAACCUCGGAGCUAGACAAAGAAUACAGGGAGGAGGAAAGCUACUGGAGACAGAGAAGCAGGGUCCUAUGGCUUCAACAUGGGGACAAAAAUACAAGCUACUUCCAUGCGAUAGUUCGAGGUCGUAAAGCAGCUAAUAAAUUCUCGGUCAUCGAGACGUGUGACGGAACGCCGGUCUAUGAGGAAGGGCAGAUUGCAGCAACUAUAGCGGAUUAUUACAGAAAGCUGUUCACUUCAGGCUCGGGUGGUGAUCCACAGAUCGUAACAGAAGCCAUUUCACCAUGCGUCUCAGAUAGCAUGAAUGCUUCCCUGAUAGAAAUACCAAAUGAUAUGGAGAUAAGAGAGGCAGUCUUUGCGAUCCAUGGGGAUAAGGCGCCAGACCCUGACGGUUUCUCGGCUAAUUUCUAUCAAGGUUUUUGGGACAUUGUAGGAGACGAGGUAUGCCGGGAUAUACGAAGCUUCUUUGUUACUGGCACCAUCCAUAGUCGCUAGAAUGAGACUCACGUGCGUUUGAUACCGAAGAUAAAAAACCCGAAGACAGUGAUGGAUUAUAGACCAAUCUCUUUAUGCUCCACGCAUUAGAAGAUCAUUGCUAAAAUACUCUGCAGACGGAUGAAGCCGCUCUUAUCUGAAAUCAUCUCUCCUCAUCAGUCUGCAUUCGUAGCGGGUAGAUCCAUCUCAGAUAACGUCUUGAUUACGCACGAAAUACUCCACUACCUCAGAACCUCCAGCGCGAAGAAGCACUGCUACAUGGCUGUCAAGACGGACAUGAGUAAGGCAUACGACCGAUUGGAGUGGAGUUUUUUAAGGAACGUUUUGAACCGGUUUGGUUUCCACCCAACUUGGGUUGCUUGGAUCAUGGAGUGUGUGAGCUCAGUAUCUUACUGCUUCCUCAUUAAUGGAAGCACUAAAGGGAGAGUUGACCCGACCCGUGGGCUUCGUCAAGGUGACCCACUGUCACCGUACUUAUUUAUUCUCUGUUCGGAAGUACUAUCAGGUAUGUGUGUGCGGGCACAGGAACAGGGGAGUCUUCAAGGGAUUAAGGUAGCACGAGCUUCUCCACCUCUCAAUCACUUGCUAUUUGCGGAUGAUACGAUGUUUUUCUGCAAAAGUGAUCGGAGCACUUGUCGUCAGCUAACCUGCAUCCUAGAGAGAUACGAAGCAGCUUCUGGACAAUGCAUAAAUCUCCUUAAAUCCGCUGUUACUUUCUCAGGAAAAACACCCAUAGCUGCAAGACGCCAAGCGAAGGAAAUUCUAAGAAUAGAAGGCGAAGGUGGUGUGGGAAAGUAUUUAGGGCUACCAGAGCACUUCAACCGUAAGAAGAAAGAUAUUUUUGCGGGGAUAGUGGAUCGUAUUCGCCAACGCUCUCAUAGCUGGGCAACUAACUAUCUCAAUGCCGCUGGGAAGCAAGUCCUUCUCAAGGCUGUUCUAGCUGCGAUGCCCUCUCAUGCCAUGUCUUGUUUCAAACUCCCGAUGUCCCUGUGCAAACAAAUCCAGACUAUCCUCAUGCGCUUUUGGUGGGACGCGAAACCGGACGUGCGGAAAAUGGCUUGGGUCUCUUGGAGUAAGAUGACAAUGCCAAAGCUUGCAGGAGGAUUAGGUUUCAGAGAAAUAGAGCAGUUUAAUGAUGCCUUGUUGGCUAAGCUAGCCUAGAGAAUCCUGAAGUUCCCUCAGUCCCUCUUGGCACGCACGCUGAUGGGUAAAUACUGCCACUCAGGAACCUUUUUAAAGGCUUCCGCUCCACAAAACUCAUCACAUGGGUGGCGAGGAGUUCUGGCUGGUAAGGAGGUUUUGCUAAAAGGACUAGGUUGGGUGGUGGGAUCAGGACAGAGUAUUAAUAUUUGGUCGGAGCCUUGGUUAGGAUCAGACCGCCCACUUGCUCCUAUGGGUCCUCUGACAGAAUCCAACAGAAACACCCUUGUCUCUGAUCUUAUUCACAGCCAGUCUGGUGAAUGGAACGUUGAAGCGAUUAGACUACACUUACCUCAGUAUGAGGUGCAAAUCAGAACUAUCCCGCUCAGCCAGUUCUCUAUGGAAGAUGAGUUGGUAUGGCUCCCAGACAAAACUGGAUCAUACUCAACCAAAACAGGGUAUGCUCUCUGUAAACUGAAUAUAGGUGAACCUGAUAUCACCUUCGACUGGAAGAAGCUUGUCUGGGGAGUUAAAACAUCUGCUAAACUCAAGCACUUCCUGUGGAAAAUACAGAACAAAGCCAUACCGGUGGGGGAAAAUUUAAUCAGGCGUGGAAUUGAGGUUGCAGGUACCUGUAAAAGAUGUGGAGUUCUUGAAACAGAGAGACAUGUGUUUAGUCAGUGCACUUUUGCGUCCCGAGUUUGGGAACUAAUCCCCGCAAUGUUCAAACCAGCGCCCUACGCAAUCUCUACCACAGCAUCCCUACUCCUAGCUUGCGGCCGCAUGAUUAAUCUACCACCCUCGGGACUCAGCUCUACUGAUCUUUAUCCGUGGGUGUUGUGGUAUCUUUGGAUUGCAAGGAACAAACUGCUCUUUGAAAAUAUGGUUAUAACAGAACAAGAGGUUGCAACACUGGCAAUCAGAGAAGCUAGGACUUGGCAGGCGGCCCAGAAGGAAAUUCCUACGAUACCAACCCAUCGACAAGGAGUCACAGUACCACGGUCAUGUGGUUCAUCACUAUCUAUCAACUGUUUUGUGGACGCUGCUUGGAAUGCAACCACCAAAGGAGGAGGCUUUGGUUGCAUAUUCAAGGAUCCUUCCAGCAACAUUACCAUCCACCAAAAUUCUGAAAACCGUUGCAUCGUCGGCUCUGCUUUUAUUGCAGAAGCUAUAGCGGUUAAAGUUGCCUUAUUGGAGGCAGCCCAGUUGGGAUUAAGAACGCUGACGAUUCAGUCAGAUUCACAGUCCCUCAUCAAGAUCAUAUCAACAAGGAAGAGGAAUAUUGAAGCACAAGGAGUGUUGUUUGAUAUUGAGCACUUAUGUACUUUCUUUUCAUCUAUCUCCUUUCAAUUUGUACCGAGGCUUAACAAUGCUGAGGCUGAUAGCUUAGCUAAACAGGCAUUGUGGAACCUCUCUAACUCUGGUUGAGUUCUUUAUUAUAUGCAAUGAAGGUUUGUUCAAAAAAAAAAAA
Messenger RNA from Brassica rapa (field mustard), 7399 nucleotides. RefSeq lists its product as uncharacterized. NCBI's taxonomy places the organism in Eukaryota, Viridiplantae, Streptophyta, Magnoliopsida, Brassicales, Brassicaceae. The record is from RefSeq and is a predicted model, not a curated record.